Messenger RNA from Adineta steineri, 537 nucleotides. The record is from the annotation of a GenBank genome assembly. NCBI's taxonomy places the organism in Eukaryota, Metazoa, Rotifera, Eurotatoria, Adinetida, Adinetidae.
GAACUGUCCUACUCCUAGCUUUUACUGAUCAUUUUGAAUAAAAAACUGACCAUUUAAUUUGUACCCAUAUUAUUUUUUGUUUUUGAAAUAAUUCAGGUUCAAACAGUUGCUCAACGUUUGAAAUUUCGUACGAAUUUAUAUGAAUUACGUGAACAAAGAAAAUUAAAACCAAAUGUAUUAUAUAAUAUGUUAACAAAUCUUUUAUAUGAACGACGAUUUGGACCUUAUUUUAUCUUUACACUUGUUAUUGGUCUUGAUCCUAAGACUGGUGAAACAUUCGUUUAUGAUUCUGAUAAUAUUGGAGCAGUUAGUGAUAAUGUUAAUUUAGCUACAGUUGGAACAGCUAGUGACUAUAUAUUUGGUCUUGGUGAAUUGUUUUUUAAACCAAAUAUGAAUCCGGAUGAAUUAUUUGAAGCAACAUCACAAUCUUUAUUGAAUGGUGUUGAUCGUGAUUCAGCUAGUGGUUGGGGUGCAGUUGUCUAUGUAGUCGAAAAAGACAAGGUUACUGUACGAGAAUUAAAAGGUCGACAAGAUUAA